Messenger RNA from Apodemus sylvaticus (European woodmouse), 681 nucleotides. Its product is annotated as protein MIX23-like. Gene Ontology annotation, cellular component: mitochondrion; mitochondrial intermembrane space. Bases 22 to 456 code for a protein of 144 amino acids. Lineage: Eukaryota; Metazoa; Chordata; Mammalia; Rodentia; Muridae. The record is from RefSeq and is a predicted model, not a curated record. The transcript has a single exon.
UAAAUAAAACGGUGGUCCAAUAUGGCGGCGCCCAGUGGCAGUGUGAACUGUGAAGAGUUCGCCGAGUUCCAGGAAUUACUCAAGGUGAUGAGGACAAUUGAUGACAGAAUAGUUCAUGAAUUAAACACUACAGUUCCAACAGCUUCCUUUGCAGGGAAAAUCAAUGUCAGUCAAACCUGUAAACAGCUGUAUGAGUCUUUGAUGACAGCUCAUGUCAGUAGGGACAAAGUUAUAAAGAACUGUAUAGCACAGACCUCAGCAGUAGUAAAAAGUCUCCGAGAAGAGAGAGAAAAGAACCUGGAUGACUUAACGUUAUUAAAGCGACUUAGAAAAGAACAGACCAAGUUGAAAUGGAUGCAGUCAGAACUAAAUGUCGAAGAAGUGGUAAAUGACAGGAGCUGGAAGGUGUUUAAUGAACGCUGCCGAAUUCACUUCGAGCCUCCAAAGAAUGAGUAGAGAGAGAGUUUUUUAAAAAGACCUGGUCAUCUCCUCGCCCGGGCAUGACAGACGCCAGCAGAGCCGGCUUCCGAGGGUGAUCUCCGAGCCAGCAGGCUGAGGCCUUUGGUUGGUUCAGCCCUUUCAGCCAAGACCUCAAGUCUAAUUCUCAUAAUUAUAAAAUAAUCAUUUGUUAUUUUAUACUGAUUCUGUAAAAAAUGUUUUAUAACUAUUAAAAUAAUUUUC